AUGGCUUCAGCCUCUGUCACCAGGUCGACGAUGCCUGGUGGACCUGGGAAGAGCAUAUCACAUACCGAUGCACCCCUCACACAAUCACGAGAAACGGGCGAUGUAAAUCCUGAGUCGCGGCAAGGAAGCCCGAUAGUCAACCGGGACAGGUCCGCGCGCGCUGUUAAAUCAUGGGCGCAUCUGGUGGCAGGAGGAAUCGGCGGCAUGACGGCUGCUACCCUGACUGCACCGCUUGAUGUCCUCAAGACCAGGUUGCAGUCCGAUUUCUACCAAGCCCAGAUCCGCGCUUCCCGGGCCUCGAUAGCCGCUCCGAUGAAUCCCCUCCGAACCGUCGCAUUCCACUUCAACGAGACCAUGUCCAUCUUGGCCAGCGUCUACCGCCAGGAAGGGCCCCGGGCGCUUUUCAAGGGCCUCGGCCCUAACCUGGUCGGCGUGAUUCCCGCCCGCUCAAUCAACUUCUUCACCUACGGCAACGGUAAGCGCAUCAUCGGCGAGUACGUUGGUGACGAGGACUCCCCGUGGGUGCACCUUAGUGCGGGUACUCUGUCUGGUGUCGUCACUAGUACGGUGACAAACCCAAUCUGGAUGGUCAAGACUCGCCUGCAGCUCGAUAAGAACAUGGCGAUAGAGAGUGGCGGCAUCGCCAAGCGCCGGUACAAGAACAGCGUGGACUGCAUCCGGCAAGUACUACGUGACGAAGGGAUCCGAGGUCUCUACAAGGGCAUGAGCGCGAGCUACCUAGGCGUGGCCGAGUCGACCAUGCACUGGAUGCUGUACGAGCAGAUCAAGCGCUCGCUUGUGAGGAGGGAGGAACGCAUUGCCCUCAGCGGCAGGCAGAAGGGCUGGUGGGACCACACGGUCGACUGGACGGGCAAGUUUGGCGCCGCGGGCUUUUCCAAGUUCAUCGCAGCCGUAAUAACUUAUCCUCAUGAGGUCGCCCGCACUCGCCUACGCCAAGCGCCCAUGGCCGACGGCCGGCCCAAGUACACCGGCCUCGUCCAGUGCUUCAAGCUGGUGUUUAAAGAGGAGGGUAUGCUCGGCCUCUACGGCGGCAUGACGCCCCAUCUACUCCGGACAGUCCCGAGCGCAGCCAUCAUGUUCGGCAUGUACGAGGGCAUUCUCCGACUCCUCCACACUUCGGCGUAA
This is a messenger RNA of Chaetomium fimeti, 1146 nucleotides long. RefSeq names its product mitochondrial carrier domain-containing protein. The coding region runs from base 1 to 1146 and encodes 381 amino acids. Lineage: Eukaryota; Fungi; Ascomycota; Sordariomycetes; Sordariales; Chaetomiaceae. Gene Ontology annotation, molecular function: pyrimidine nucleotide transmembrane transporter activity. The transcript is spliced from 3 exons. The record is from RefSeq and is a predicted model, not a curated record. Gene Ontology annotation, cellular component: mitochondrion. Gene Ontology annotation, biological process: pyrimidine nucleotide import into mitochondrion.